AUUCAAAGAAAAAUAAAAUACACCUUCAAGUAAAUAACGCAUCAAAAAACAUGGAAACUUCGCAGUUCCCAUCCCAAAUCCAGAAAUAAACUCACCCUUCUUAACCUCUUCACAGGAAAAAAAGAUAAACACACACACACACUUUAGCUCUCUCUUAAGUUAAGAGUUUAUUAGUUUCGAAGUUCCGGCGAGCUUAAAUGGGGGCCGAGCCCAACAGCUGCUGUUCAUGUUGUUCGGGCUUUAUAUUAACCAUGGGCCUAACAGCCCUAUUCAUAUGGCUAAGCAUUCGUGUAGACGAACCAAAAUGUUACAUAGACCGAAUUUACGUUCCUGCCCUCAACAAAACCCUAAAUUCCACUUCAAAUUCCACCUUCUUCUUCACUCUCAAACUCGUUAACCCUAACGAAGACAAAGGUAUUCAAUACGACGCCGUUCAACUUCGUUUCGGUGUUUUCUUCGAUCUCAACGCUACUCGUUCACUCGGUAACGCUACCAUUGAGAAAUUCUACCAAGGUCACCAGAAGAAGGCUAAGAAACUCGGCUUGGUAGAAGCCGCUGGAGCCGGGAACUUAACGGAGUCUGUUAACGGUACGGUUUAUUUUCGGGUGGAUUUUACGACAGCGGUUAAGUAUAAGAUUUUGUUGUGGUAUAGUAAACGGGACCGUUUGUGGGGAGGGGCAAAUUUGGAAAUUAGCGAUUCCGGUGAGAAAAAGGAUUCGAAAGCUAUUAGGCUUGGGAACUCACCGGCGAUAAUAGUGUCUGGCGCAUCUAAACAGUUUCCAUGGGUUUACUUGACUUUCACUUUAUUUAUUUAUAACUGCUUAUGCUAUUAUUAUUGUGUUUAAUAUUUAGUUAUUAGGUGUUGUGGUAAUUAUUAAUCUUUUUUGUAGUAUAAUUUACAAAAUAUUUUCCAAGAUCCUAGCCAAUCGUCUUAAGAUAGUGUUGCCAAAAUGCUUUUUUGAGAAAUUGAAGAAUUUAAGGACAAGUCACCCCCUAUUAUUUUAUGUGUUUUCUUACUUCCAACUUUUUUCAGUAAAUUAAUAGAGAGGCCAUUAAAUUAUUUCUACUGGGGCUCAAAGAAGAAUGGCAACCGAUGUACCAACUGUUUACGGUAGGAUAAGCUUACAACUAGAAAGAAAUUCAGGGACCUACAAUUUAAAGAUCUUGAUAAACAAUUACGAAAGCUCACUACCGACCUACGCUCCUUACUCACACGAUUCAAUCAUAUGGAGCCACACAAAUAGUGAUAAUUAUUGUCAUUUUAGUCCGUGUAUAUACCAACAUAUACACAAAUUUGAUUAAUAUUUUGUAGGUAGUUUAUCUAUACUUAUAAUAAACACAAUACAUCUUUUUGUUGUAACUUAUUUUACUCAUAUUUAUACUCUUUUAUUUUGAA
Cicer arietinum (chickpea) is the source of this 1396-nucleotide messenger RNA. Its product is annotated as protein NDR1-like. Gene Ontology annotation, biological process: defense response to other organism. The record is from RefSeq and is a predicted model, not a curated record. Lineage: Eukaryota; Viridiplantae; Streptophyta; Magnoliopsida; Fabales; Fabaceae. Gene Ontology annotation, cellular component: plasmodesma; plasma membrane.